AUGGCACGCGCGCAGCAAAGUGUGCAUUGCCACAUCUGCGAGAUUCUGCGAACCAGAGCUGCGUCUGCCGUGGCUUCCAAGCAGAAGGUCAAGCGACAAGAAAAGGGACGGGGAAAAUUGUUAGUCGGUGGCGGCUUGAUCCUGACCCCACUCCUUGGCGUUCGGCCACUCAGACGAUUGGAGCCGAAGCUCAGGGCUUUGCCAGGUGGAGCAGCUCGGCAGCUCUUGCAUCUUCGACCCAACGGGAGAAGAGUUCCACCUCCACGACUCUCGCUUUGGCGCUGA
This is a messenger RNA of Symbiodinium natans, 285 nucleotides long. The record is from the annotation of a GenBank genome assembly. Lineage: Eukaryota; Dinophyceae; Suessiales; Symbiodiniaceae.